Funneliformis geosporum is the source of this 726-nucleotide messenger RNA. Lineage: Eukaryota; Fungi; Glomeromycota; Glomeromycetes; Glomerales; Glomeraceae. The record is from the annotation of a GenBank genome assembly.
AUGAAAAGACCAUUAAUCCCGGUUGAUUUUCAAGGGAAACCAGCUUUGAAUUCACCGAAACCGACCAAGUUAUUAAGGAUAAAAAAGGUCGCUGAAUACCAAAAAGAGAGAGCGGAUAAUCUCCGCUGGCUAAUUAUUUCUCGAUUAGACAUUAACGCUAAUUCGGAUAGCAUAAGAUGCACCAUCCGUCAAUUAUGGAAACCGACCAAAGUUAGGGGAGAGAUUGAGCAAAUGCUUAAUGUGCCACCGGCACUAGGAGCCUUAUCUCGGAGGUUAAACCGAGGUCAAAGAAGUUCAGUAAAUAAGAAUGGCGACCCUAUUGGUGAAUUACAUAGCAAGGGAAGAUUUAUUGUCGGAAUUGGUAGUAUUCACAAAAGUGGGACACGAUAUACCUUAAAAGGAAGAGUUAAUUUGCCUUGGAGCAAAAAAGGUUUAGAUAAUGUAAAAGAUUUAGAACUUUAUGAGAAAAAAGAGUCCAAACCUAAACCGCUUAGUAAAGAAGUCCAGUAUUUCCAAAAGAGAGAGAAAUUAGAAGCUAAGGCAUCAAAAGAAUUGGAAAAAAUUAGUCAAUAUUAUCGAACUAAACCAGGACGCUCAACCGUGAAUGAUGAGAUAAUUAAGGAGUUAGUUAAGCAAUUAAAUGGCGAGGAUGAAUUAGUAAGAGAUAAUAAAUAUUACUCUUUUGAGCCUCUUUAUAUUGACUAUCGAGCCUAUAAAUUAGUUUGA